This is a messenger RNA of Pungitius pungitius (ninespine stickleback), 5906 nucleotides long. RefSeq lists its product as uncharacterized. The coding region runs from base 69 to 5126 and encodes 1685 amino acids. The transcript has 35 exons. NCBI's taxonomy places the organism in Eukaryota, Metazoa, Chordata, Actinopteri, Perciformes, Gasterosteidae. Gene Ontology annotation, biological process: regulation of apoptotic process; inflammatory response; innate immune response. The record is from RefSeq and is a predicted model, not a curated record.
AAGAAGGCAAAUAACAGGAGACACCCGUUAACGGAAGUCACUCAGUUGCAGGAACGGAUGUGAAUACGAUGGCAGAAGCUGCGAGACCCUCACACGGAUCACCUGGUGUUGAUGCCAUGGCGGAAGGAGGCUGCACAGGGGAGAACUUUGUGGAAAGACAUCGAGUGGAGCUGAUCAAGAGAGUCAGCAACAUUAAACCCAUUUUGGAUGAGCUCCUCCGCCAAGAGAUAAUCUCACAAUAUAGUUAUGAUCAGAUGAAGCCUCUGCCGACCUCUCAGGAGAAGAUGGAGGAGCUCUUUCGUUGGCCUUUGCCAGUCAGCGGAGGAGAAGGAAAAGAGAUGUUCUACAAACUCCUGGAGGAACGUGAGCCACAUCUCAUCGAUGAGCUCAGGAGGACAGAAGAGCCAGUGGAAGCAGGGAUGCCUGUUAGAGAGCUGCUUUUGGAAACCCUCCAUCAUUUGAGAGAUAAAGAGAUAAAGAAAUUCAACUGGCUGCUGCUGUGGAAGUUCUCUUUGUGCGGCUUUCCAAGACACUUGUGGCAUCGAUUGCAAAGUUUACACACUGCAGAGAACCUGGUGGACGUGAUGGUGCAGACGUGGGGUCAAAAGUCUGUGGAGGUGACCAAGGAGGUGUUAGUGGACAUGAACAGGACUGAUCUGGUGCAGAGGCUGCACACCUGGGGACACAAAGAAGAACACUCUUUGGGUGAACUUUGGCCUGGACUGAUUCCUGAAGUGGAGACGAUGGCGUCUGCUAUUGAGCUGCUUUUGGAAACGCUGAAGGAUUUAACUGAUGGGGAGCUGGAGAAGUUCAAGGAUUCAUUCUUGAGGGAAACUCACUACCAGAAGAUCACUUCUGACAUCAGAUGGUUGAUGUCAGAGGCAACAGAUGUGCAGGACGUGGUGUUUGUAAUGGUGCUGACCCAUGGUCAACACUCUCUGUGGCAAACAGAGACGUUUUUACAUGAGAUGAACCGGAUUGAUCUGGUUCAGUAUCUUUCACACAGCAGCUCAGGACCCCAAAAGAAACUCCACUCUGAACACAGACCUGCACUGAUACAGAGAGCAGCCAGAAAAGCAGCUGUUAGACGUCGACUUUGGGAAAUUGAGGCGGAUUUUAGUUAUUGGGAGAAAUUCAAGAAGAUCCUCCCGUUGAUCAUCUCACAGAAUAAUCCAUUCUCAUUGAUGUUGAGACGAACAUCUGACAGAGAAUCAGUAGUGGAUCUGAUGUUGCAGACUAUAGGCCUUCACUCUCUGGAUUUAACCUGUGAGGUUUUAGAGAUAAUGGGCAGAAGUCACACAAUAUGUGAAGUGAAGGCGAGUGGGAGAGAGAGAGAGACGGUGGGAGAACGAGCUCAAGAUGAACAUCAAGCUGCACAGAGCGAAUCCACCAUGACAUCAGUUCAGGAGAGUCUUUUGAAAGCACUGAAAGAUUUAAACGACAAGGACCUCAAGAAGUUUGAAUACCACCUGCAGUGCACUCCAAUUGAGAAAAGUUUCCUAAGAAUCCCAAGACAGAGAUUAAAGACGGCAAACCGAGUGGAGAUGGUGAAGCUGAUGAUGGAGGCCUACCUCCAACAGUCUGUGGAGGUGAUCAGGGAGAUGUUAAAGAGGAUGUACUGGGGAGACCUGCAGGAGAGCGGGUUAGGAACCAGAUUGCGACUCCAAGAGAGACGAUGGUAUAGAACGCUCCAGAGUGAAUCCACCAUGACAUCAGUUCAGGAGAGUCUUUUGGAAACACUGGAAGAUUUAAAUGAUGAGGACUUUAAGAAGUUCAAACACCACCUGCAGUACACUAAAGUUGAGAAAAGUUUCCUAAGAAUCCCAAGACAGAGAUUAGAGACGGUAGACCGAGUGGAGAUGGUGAAGCUGAUGAUGGAGGCCUACGACAAACAGUCUGUGGAGGUGACCAGGGAGAUGUUAAAGACGAUGUACUGGGAAGACCUGCAGGAGAGGUGGUCAAGAACCUACCUUGAAACCCAAGAGGGACAAACAUUGUCGGCCCAGAUUGAAUCCACCAUGACAUCAGUUCAGGAGAGUCUUUUGGAAGCACUGGAUGGUUUAAAGGACGAGGACCUCAAGAAGUUCAAACACCACCUGCAGUACACUAAAGUUGAGAAAGAUUACGUAAGAAUCCCAAGACAGAGAUUAGAGACGGCAGACCGAGUGGAGAUGGUGAAGCUGAUGAUGGAGGCCUACGACAAACAGUCUGUGGAGGUGAUCAGGAAGGUGUUAAAGAGGAUGUACUGGGAAGACCUGCAGGAGAGCGGGUCAGGAACCUACCUUGAAACCCAAGGGGAGAACUUUGUGGAAAGACAUCGAGUGGAGCUGAUCAAGAGAGUCAGCAACAUUAAACCCAUUUUGGAUGAGCUCCUCCGCCAAGAGAUAAUCUCACAAUAUAGUUAUGAUCAGAUGAAGCCUCUGCCGACCUCUCAGGAGAAGAUGGAGGAGCUCUUUCGUUGGCCUUUGCCAGUCAGCGGAGGAGAAGGAAAAGAGAUGUUCUACAAACUCCUGGAGGAACAUGAGCCACAUCUCAUCGAUGAGCUCAGGAGGACAGAAGAGCCAGUGGAAGCAGGGAUGCCCGUUAGAGAGCUGCUUUUGGAAACCCUCCAUCAUUUGAGAGAUAAAGAGAUGAAGAAAUUCAACUGGCUGCUGCUGUGGAAGUUCUCUUUGUGCGGCUUUCCAAGACACUUGUGGGAACGAUUGCAAAGUUUACACACUGCAGAGAACCUGGUGGACGAGAUGGUGCAGACGUGGGGUCAAAAGUCUGUGGAGGUGACCAAGGAGGUGUUAGUGGACAUGAACAGGACUGAUCUGGUGCAGAGGCUGCACACCUGGGGACACAAAGAAGAACACUCUUUGGGUGAACUUUGGCCUGGACUGAUUCCUGAAGUGGAGACGAUGGCGUCUGCUAUUGAGCUGCUUUUGGAAACGCUGAAGGAUUUAACUGAUGGGGAGCUGGAGAAGUUCAAGGAUUCAUUCUUGAGGGAAACUCACUACCAGAAGAUCACUUCUGACAUCAGAUGGUUGAUGUCAGAGGCAACAGAUGUGCAGGACGUGGUGUUUGUAAUGGUGCUGACCCAUGGUCAACACUCUCUGUGGCAAACAGAGACGUUUUUACAUGAGAUGAACCGGAUUGAUCUGGUUCAGUAUCUUUCACACAGCAGCUCAGGACCCCAAAAGAAACUCCACUCUGAACACAGACCUGCACUGAUACAGAGAGCAGCCAGAAAAGCAGCUGUUAGACGUCGACUUUGGGAAAUUGAGGCGGAUUUUAGUUAUUGGGAGAAAUUCAAGAAGAUCCUCCCGUUGAUCAUCUCACAGAAUAAUCCAUUCUCAUUGAUGUUGAGACGAACAUCUGACAGAGAAUCAGUAGUGGAUCUGAUGUUGCAGACUAUAGGCCUUCACUCUCUGGAUUUAACCUGUGAGGUUUUAGAGAUAAUGGGCAGAAGUCACACAAUAUGUGAAGUGAAGGCGAGUGGGAGAGAGAGAGAGACGGUGGGAGAACGAGCUCAAGAUGAACAUCAAGCUGCACAGAGCGAAUCCACCAUGACAUCAGUUCAGGAGAGUCUUUUGGAAACUUUGAAAGAUUUGAGUGACAAGGACCUCAAGAAGUUUAAACACCACCUGCAGUACACUGAAGUUGAGAAAGAUUACGUAAGAAUCCCAAGACAGAGAUUAGAGACGUCAAACCGAGUGGAGAUGGUGAAGCUGAUGAUGGAGGCCUACGACAAACAGUCUGUGGAGGUGACCAGGAAGGUGUUAAAGAGGAUGUACUGGGAAGACCUGCAGGAGAGCGGGUCAGGAACCACAUGUCAACUCCAAAGGCUGGAGCUGAAGUCAGGAACCAACUUUGAAAUCCAAGGGGAACUAAUAUUCUCGGGCCAGAGUGGAGCUUCCAAGGAGAAACCUUUGAACAUCCUGCAAGAUCUAAGUGUCUCAGAAAGCUCGGACUCAGUGGAGGGUGGAAGCAUGACGCAGGAAUCCAGUGAAUGGACCAAACUUGACCCUGAGGUGAACAGUCAGGAUGCAAACGAUGCUCCAACUUACAGCUUGCAGUCUGAAGCAGGAAACUAUGAAUGCAGCAUCUCUGGCUUGCGCUGGAUGUGUAAUGGAAAGGUCCGCUUUAAGUACCAGUUUUGUCCGUGGGAGGAACCCAUGGAGAGGAUGGAAAGCCUGCAAUACAUGCCUGCAGGUCCCCUGAUGGACAUCACAGUGGUUACUGGGAAGUUAGAUGAAGUGUACCUGCCUCACUGGAUCUGCAUCGACGACAAUCCUGAGAUUUUGGACAAGUUUGCAGUCCUGCACAUAGACGACUGUGGAGAUGAUGUGGAAAAAGUGUCCCAGGUCACAGCGUCCCACGUCAAGCUGUCUGAGCCUGUUUUCUCCCCUCGAGCGGUCCUGCUGAGAAUCGGCAUUCCAGUGAGAAUAAACUGUAACGUGUUGCUAUACAAGACCAACACGGCCUUCCUCACGCUCCAUGUGUACCUGAUCCCACGUGAUCCGGGUCUGCAGCAGGAAAUGGACAGGAGGCAAAUAUCUGAUGGGUACAAAGUCAUCAAAAAGCCACAUCCAAAUACUUCUCUGAAAAUGAACAAUCGUUUCAUCUUAAAUGCAGUUUUAAAGGGUUCAGAAAUCAUUCCUGAGAACUUAAAGCUUCAAUAUGACAGCAGAAGCCCAAAUUUCUUCGAGGUCUACAGUAAAAAUCCAGACACAGACUUUGAACUCGUGCUCAACCAUAAAAAAGACCAUCAAACAGUGUGGAACUGUACAAUUCGAAAAGAUGAAUACGACAGUAGGCAAACACAUGCUGCGACUCCCUCAGCCGGAGCAGCCGCUCUGAACACCACGGCACAAGAUGAGUCAGACUUUGUGGAUAAACACAGAGCUGCGCUGAUCGACAGAGUGAACAACGUUGAGGCCAUUUUGGAUGAUCUUCUCGCUGAAGGAGUCGUCUCCCAGGCGAAAUAUGAUGAAAUCAUGGCUAUCAGCACCAGCAGGGAUCGGAUGAGGAGCCUCUUCUCUGGUCCACUGAACGCUGCUGGAUGUGACGGCAAAGAAGUCUUCUACAAAAUCCUCCAGAGACGUGAGAAAUUUCUCAUGAAAGAUCUCCAGAAAAAGAAGUGAAUGUUCAUUCAUUUUGUCCGAAAUAUCAGUGUAACUGGGCCCAUUUACAAAAAUAAGAAUGUUUAUGUUAUUACCGUGUCUCUAAUCUUCAGUCAAGUGACCUCAUGUUAGAUUUAAACUGGGGGACAUUUGUAUGAGAUGCGGUGCCUCUUCCACCUGAUCAGUGAUGCUCAAGAUGAGAUGAGUUUUAAUUCAUGUUUGACAGUCAAUUUGAAUGUUUAUCAGACAAUCACAUUAGAAAUGAAUUGAAAUGCUAAAAUAUAAUGAUGCCAUGAUGUUUUAUUAGAUUAAUGUCUAAAGCUAAUCAUGACUUUCGCUGUGAGGAAAUUUCAAGACACCAACUGCGUGAGAACAAUCUGAGCAGAAGAGUCUCAGAGCACCUCUUCUCUUUGACCCCAUCUGUCUGUGGAUAUCUAAGCUGCCUGGUGGAAGGAGAAGGUGUGAAUUUCUCCAACCCCAGUCCUAAAUCUGAUCAAACAUACGUUGGUACUGCCUUGUGAGUCUUUCCUCAGGUCUGGGACCUUUGCCUGCCUCCAACACCUUUAGCAUAACAAAACCACGGUGUUUAUCCUGCCAAUUUAUAUUUUUGUAUUGCUCUGAAACAUAGAGAAGCUUUUUUAUUAUAUAAUGAUGUGAGAGUUCUCAAACAUUUGCUCUCAGAUGUAUUAAAUAUGUGAUGUAUAUGCACAGAAAAUGCCAUUGGAGCUGACCUUUUUUUUAAAUUACUGAUUUUUUAUUUACUCAAACAUGUUAAUUGUGACUGCGCACCUCUUAAAAACA